AUGGUACCCAAACUGAUCUGUGUAAUGGGUGUUUCUGGGUGCGGCAAGACGACGAUCGGUGAAUUGCUCGCCAAGAAACUAGAUGUUCAUUUCGCGGACGGUGAUCACUAUCAUUCGACGGAAAAUCGAAAAAAGAUGGCUCAAGGAAUUCCGCUGACGGAUGAAGAUCGAUAUCCGUGGCUGCGCCGCCUGUCCAAAGUGGUCAUCGAGACUAACGGCCCCGUUGUACUUGCUUGUUCAGCGCUGAAGAAAAAAUACAGGAAGCUGUUAACCGAUGCGCUUGACGGCAAUUACGUGUUUAUCCAUUUGCAAGUUAGCAGGAAUGAACUGGAAAAAAGGAUCUGCACAAGGCAGGGGCAUUUUGUGGAUUGCAAACUGUUAGACAGUCAACUUGCAACACUGGAAACUCCAACUGGCGAAAAAAAUUGUUUUGUGAUUGAUGCUAAUCGAAGUCCUCAGGACAUUUUGCAAGAUGUAUUACAGUUUCUGAAGCAUUAA
This is a messenger RNA of Gongylonema pulchrum, 498 nucleotides long. The record is from the annotation of a GenBank genome assembly. NCBI's taxonomy places the organism in Eukaryota, Metazoa, Nematoda, Chromadorea, Rhabditida, Gongylonematidae.